UACAAAAAGAUAAAGCGCCUUACAUUUGUACAGCAGUCAUGAACGAACCUGUCUUAAAAAUAUGAGCUUGCUCUGUCGGGCCGUUUUGUUAGUUGUGCUGAUUUCGAUCUUGUUAAUAAUUGUUAACGACCGGACAGAAAACAUGCAGGAGCAGCCGGAACCGGCAAGUGUUUAUCAACUGGUGGAUGGCGAAACAUACCUGCAUCGUGCCAUCCGGAGAGGCGACCAAAGUGCUACAGAGAAGUAUAUUGCUAGAUAUCAGGCUGAUUUCGACAAAAUCAAGGACUAUUUAUCUGUAAAGUACAAAUGGAAUCCAGAUGACAGAGUUUGGCUUCGGAAGUAUAACAUGAUCGCGGUUGAUGAGCAGCAAGGCAGAACAUGUAAGGAGCUAGAAAGGAGUUCAAUGAAGGACGGUGAUUUGGAAAUAGCCGUAUUUGUUAUUUUAACAACACCGAUAGAUGGCGAAGAUGUGGCAGUUAUUCAUCCAGAUGGCAAUAAUCGGCUGGGAAUAUUCAAAAUGGUAAGAGAGCUGCUGCCCAAUGGAAUUCUGUCGUGGAAUUACACCAGUGUUCUGCAAGUUACAAAUGAAGGGGAUGAAACUUUCAUAGAAGUAGCAGCUGCCCAGGGGAGGAUCAACGUCAUGUCGCAGUUGUAUGAGCUUGGAGCAGAUCUCAGCCUACCGGAUCACUGCCCUUUGAUGGCCGCGUGUUCGACAGUUUGCAAGGAUUCGAUUCGCUGGUUGCUCACUGAACACUUUGACCAUUUCGAUUGCACUCAGAGAAACUCGUACAACAUUAAUGCAUUCUUGGUUCUCGUUCAGGAAGGUGAUGUUGAAAUGAUGGAUUUUGUAUUGAAAAAGAUGAUACUUUACCGGCAAAAGAAUUACAAUGAAACCGAAUCGGAAGCAUUCCAGAAUAUAUUCCACUAUGAAGAUAAAGCGAGCAGCCUCUCAAGUGUAGGUCUUGCAAGAGAUGGACCUAUACUGGAUAAAAUGGGAGAAUACGUUUCACAUUACAAACUGGAUUUGUCCUAUCAGUGGCAGCGGAUUACUAUUCUUCUUGAUUUGAUGCGCAGGGAUGUAGCUGUAGACUACUGUUGGUCAGAAAUCCGCAAAAAACCCAAGUUGCUAGGUAUGGUAGACUGCAAUGGAGACACUGUACUGCAGGGGCUUAUUCGAAUGGGAAAGGUAGAUGUUUUGCCAGAAAUCUAUCAAUCGCAUCCAGAGGUGAAGGAAUUCUUCGAAAAUGACCGUGGGAUUAAUCUGCUGAAGGACAUGCUUAUCUACCAUAAAGUUGAUUUGGCAGCGUUUAUCUUGGAAAACCAUGCGCAGUUUCUGUCCAAGGAUUUGGAUUCACUAAGAAAAAAUGUGUUGCUGAGCAAUUACCAGUACAACACGGAUUUUUAUGAGAAGAAUGGUGAUUUAUUGGUGAAACAUUUUCCGAUGUACGCUACGGAGAUUUCUGAGGCAAGAGAAAAGGCAAAAGAGCGAACCGCUGAACACUAUCACCAGAAGGAAUUCAGGGAUUUCAAUUUGGAAUUCACUGAAUCUACAAUCAUAGCCAAAGACGAAACUCAAUCACUCAGUGCCAUCAGAGGUAUACUAGGUCUUACGCUACUCCAUUAUGCAGUGGACAAAGACAACAAGUUAUGGUUCGUCCACCUGCUGGAAUCGGGUUGUGACAUUAAUGCGACGGAUGACGAAGGAAAUCUACCGAUCCAUUUUGUUCGAAGCCUAGAGAUGUUCAAUCUCAUCAUCGAGAAACACCCCGAUGGAACAGCCUUGGUUCACCGCACCAACAACUAUGGCCAUACAGUUCUUCAUAAGGUUUGCUCUCUACGGCUGAACAAAGAGCGUUUCAGUGCUCUGUUAGAAAAGGUAAUCGAAUGUGGUGCUAAUGUAAACCAGUUAACAAAACUAGGAGAAUCCCCCCUUUUCAUGAUCGGAGGUCCCGCAGGGCUAGAAGUCCUCCAGAAAUACAACAUUGACUUCGAAGUGGUAAACAAUGCCGGCGACAACGCUCUGAGCUAUCAUUUGCGUUUCAAUGGCUGCAUGGCUCAAGCGCUCCUGCCAAUUAUGACCAAACUGUCUUCCUUCAAAGACCACGCACCCAAAUACUUGCAAAGGUUUUUGUCAUACAACCAGGGUAGCUUCAGUUACUACUUUCAAUCUUUCUUUGAGGAAAACCCGGAAGUCACAAAAGCCAUGUUUGAUUCGCUUUUCGAAUACUCCGCAGAAGAAGCGUCCCGGGUGUUUUUCCAAUCCUGCUACUCCGCAAAUACGUUCCUUGUAGAAAAAUUCCUUGAGUUCGAGUACGACUUGGAUUACAACUUCAUUAGUGACGACGGUUCCACACCCAUCAUGGCGCUGUGCGGCUACUCGCAGUGUCCCAACAAUAACUUGAUGCGGCAGCUGCUCAUCAAAGGCGUAAACUUGGAACAUCGAAACCAAAAAGGAAAAACGGCACUGUUGGUGCUGUCGAGUGGAAUGAGACCAGGUGACCGAAAUUGCCAUGAUGCUGAAUCAGUACGGCUUCUGCUGGAACACGGGGCACCGAUCAACAGCACAGAUGAAGACGGCAACACGGCUUUGCAUUACGCCUUCAGAGAUGAAAACUGGGAGUUGGCGGAGCUAUUGCUAGGACACGGCGCAGAUGUUCUUUCGAAGAAUAGUGAAGGAAAAAUUCCGUUGGAAAUGACUUCGGAUAAGAAUCGACACAUUUUCCAGUUUAUGCAAUGAGCUUCGUGAAUUAAGCAGUUUUUAUUACAAACAUGUAUUACUUUUUCUCAGGGAGAUAUAAACAUACCAUGUAAAUUUUGAAUUACCUUGAAUAAAAUUUUGAAAUAAGUGAAA
This is a messenger RNA of Aedes albopictus (Asian tiger mosquito), 2851 nucleotides long. RefSeq lists its product as uncharacterized. The transcript is spliced from 2 exons. Lineage: Eukaryota; Metazoa; Arthropoda; Insecta; Diptera; Culicidae. Gene Ontology annotation, molecular function: protein binding. Bases 62 to 2737 code for a protein of 891 amino acids. The record is from RefSeq and is a predicted model, not a curated record.